AUGGCAGCAAGCUCUUUCUCUCGUUUGGUCACGCUUGUCGUUCUCCUCUGUGGUUCCGCGCUCGGUGCCUAUGGAGCAGCUUGCGCGUUGGAAGAGCGCGAACAUGUGCCUUUCAGGAAGCGGUACAGCGCUUCUGCGCCGUACUUUGUCGAGUAUUUCGACAAGGGUACGUCGGGCGUAACGGGAGCACCGCCUGUAGCGGAUGUGUCGGGUUAUAACGUCUUUAUUAUUGCGUUCCUGCUCACUGAGGGCGCUUGGGACAACGCCCAAGGCUGGGCUUCCCUCACAGCGGCCGAACGUAACUCGACUAAGGCCGACUACAACAAUGCUGGGAUCGCGCUUAUGGUGUCCGUCUUCGGUUCUACUGAUACUCCGACGUCGAGUAACGCCGAUCCCACCAACACGGCCAACACGAUGGCGGCGUGGGUGCAGCAGUACGGUCUCGAUGGCGUGGACGUGGACUACGAGGACUUUGACGCGUUCAAUGCUGGGACCGCCGAAGCAUGGCUCAUCACGUUCACCACUCAGUUGCGCAAGCAGCUCCCGGCGAGUGAAUACAUCAUAACUCACGCGCCCGUCGCACCUUGGUUUGCGUCUAACCUAUGGAAAAACGGCGGCUACCUCAAGGUAAACACCGAGGUUGGCGACUUGAUCGACUGGUAUAAUGUCCAGUUCUACAACCAGGGUACCAGCGAAUACACCACAUGCGACGGCCUGCUUACCAACUCGAGCUCUACGUGGCCGGAUUCUGCUCUUUUCCAAAUCAUCAGUAGCGGCGUCGCACAGGAGAAGCUGGUGAUCGGCAAGCCUGGUACCUCAGGCGAUGCUAACAACGGGUACAUGAGCACAUCGACUUUGGCGACAUGCGUUGAGCAGGCCAAAGGGAAAGGAUGGGACGCUGGUGUCAUGGUUUGGGAGUAUCCCGAUGCUGGGAGUUCGUGGAUCACAGCAGUACGCGCGGACGCUUGGCCCGUCUCGUCAUAG
Rhodofomes roseus is the source of this 984-nucleotide messenger RNA. Its product is annotated as glycoside hydrolase superfamily. The transcript is spliced from 11 exons. The record is from RefSeq and is a predicted model, not a curated record. Bases 1 to 984 code for a protein of 327 amino acids. Gene Ontology annotation, biological process: carbohydrate metabolic process. NCBI's taxonomy places the organism in Eukaryota, Fungi, Basidiomycota, Agaricomycetes, Polyporales, Fomitopsidaceae. Gene Ontology annotation, molecular function: hydrolase activity, hydrolyzing O-glycosyl compounds.